GGGGACUGAAUACCAUACCCGCCUAAGAUGGGAACAUCGUAUAUACGGGUCAUUGAUAGAAACUCUUUUAUUAAAGGUCCCAGAAUCACGUUUUUGUGGUCGCGCCACCCGUUCAUGUUAUCUUGUACGUGAGGCUCAAAUUUACUCUGUCGUACCCGGGAGAUUGCUUACUGUAGAUUUUAGCUCCUAGGACGUUCGACCAUUAGUCCGACAUCUUCAAUGAAGAAUCCCCCUCCCACCGACCUCAUUUCCCUCCCUACCUCUCCCUCCUUAUCUUUCCAUACGAUACGAUACGAUAACUUUGUUUAAACACGGUAUUUCCAUCGGUCUAUUUACGAUAAUCAACUAGCUACCUAUCUUCCUAACUAAAAUCAAAGAGAGAAGAAUCCAAACAAAUAAAAACGCGCUUUUCAUGGUACCCUACGAACGGAGUCUCCUUCGAUCUUCCUAGAUCGAAGGAGACCCCGCUCGAAGGGUAUCUUCAUGGAGGCCUUGUUGAAAAAAUCACUUAAAACUGUGGCGACUUAGUUUAGUCUUGAACUCGGUUUAUGAAGUUGCUUGUCUUAGUUCUAUAGGUAAUUUAUUCCACAACUGAGCUCUAUCAAUUUUCCGGCGUGUAUCUUCUAUUGGUUUGGAUCUGAGCAGUCUUUAGUGACUGAAUUAGCGUAAUUGGAACUUUUUUUUUCCAAGACAAGAGCCGAACGCCCUAAGAAAAUGCUAAGCGUGUACCCACGUUUGAAAUUUGGGAAAGAGCAUAAAUUUCCUUUUCAUUUGUUGAGGAACUGACAGACACAUCUACAGAAUGAAUCAGCCUUUGUUCAAAUCCAUCUUGGAACCAACAAUUUUGUUACCUGUCAAUGGCUGGGAACGUAUACAAACAGUUUGAAUGAGCUUCAGGGUUAGUUACUGUAAUAUAAGAAUUACCAUGCUCUUUGUUCUCAAAAUGAGAAAAUUUUAGAUUUCAAGGACAUUUCGAAAUCAAAUGGCGCAAAACUCGACAUCCGCCAACAUAUAACCUUAUAAAAUGAUUAGGUUAUUACUACUCUUUUAAAGAGUGUAUCAAUUUAUCGUCUUCGACGGUAUAAAUAUACCAAGCUUAUUUACUUUGUCUUCAUAUUAUAACUCCUUUAUUUCGCAGUUCAAAGCAUCUAUUUAACUUCCUUGGGUUGUACACCUGUUUACCACGGGUUCAACAUUUUUUCGCUUCUGUCAAGUUACUAAGUACCUCACUUCACACAUUGCAAUCAAUGCCUCCGGUAUUUUUAAUUUUUGCUGAAAUUUUAAACUUGACAGGUCUAAAUUACCUUGUGUUUUUCAUUAGCUUUCUGUUUUCUAUCUUUUAAUGAAUAUGCCAGCUUUGUGAGGUCGAUGUUUUCUUUUGACAGAAAGUCGCCUACAUAGGGGACAUGCUGUUUAAAUCAUAAUUUUUGAAGUUAAUUUCAUUUGGAGAAUUUAAAAUCUUAGUUUGCUCAGCGUUACGACUAAUUGGAUGAACAAAGCUGUUAUAGCAAUCGUCUGCCUGUAUCGGUUCCUUCUCAAGAAAUAAUAAUGUACUUUUUAUAAAAAGUCCUCUCGCGGAUGCAAUAAGUGUAGUUUACCCUGGACGAGCCGUAAAUUCUUACGCGUAAUUUGAUUCACAUCCGGACUGGCUUCUAUUAACCACCGAGGUCAUUAAUUUUUCGCCUUAUAAACAAAGAAAAAUCCAAUUUAGUUGGCAGUGAUGAUCAUUCACCAGGUCUGUCUGACUCGGCAGCGGUAAACAUGACGUUUUGAGAUCUUCAGAAACUUGCCAGGAAAGUCAAGAUCGUUCAUGUAUCGAUGCGUAUACAUUGUGGGACUGAAAGCCACAUAAAACGCGCGAGCGAAUCUCCCGAAGUUAAGCUGUUGUUUAACAAUAACCAGAAGUGUCGUUGUUAUUUUCAAGCCAUCUCCGGUAAAAUGUUAAUUAGCUUCUUAAGCAAACUAUUUGUCACUUCGAUGUCUGUAAAAAACAUUAGCGGCACAAUAGGGGAGAUCGACCCGUCUAAAUAUUUGCUCAUAGAAGUUGUAAAUUUUCCUUGUACUAACAAAGUCAUUUGCGUUUAAUAAGUCGCCAAAUCGUGGACGAUCACACGACCGUGACUCGCUCUUCGAAACGAUCUCUUGCAGCCAAUUUGUAAACGCCCCGAAAAAGAUCUCUGGCGAUACUAUAGACCGUGAACUCGAAACCUCGAGGUAUCAAGUGUUGAAUCAUUCUGGACAAAUGACACGCAUUUGGUGAACGUGGAGGCACUAAAUGAAACAAUAAACUUGUCAUUUGCAGAACAAAGGAAAGCGGCCUUGUUCUAGUUGGAUUUCGAUUAACGCAACAUAGUAAUUGACAGUCAAGCUAAUGGACAGGAAAUGUGAAUAUAUAGAGAUCGGUGAUCAUGCCUGAUCAUAUUAGUUUGAGUUUCGUGGCUGUCGGACGAACGUGGUAAAGUGGAGUCGCGAAAAAACGAGCCGUCUUUGACGCUGAGGAAAUCCACAAGGGAAAGCAGAGGAUUUCUGGAAAGGCUGAUGGCGACAGAGAAAUUUGAUUUUCUCAAAGAACCCCCGAACAAGCGAUUGUGUGGAGGCUGCGGUUGUCCUAUUAAUGAUCGAUUCCUUCUGAAGGCGCUAGACCGCUAUUGGCACGAAGAUUGCUUGAAAUGCGGCUGUUGCGAAUGUCGCCUGGGUGAAGUUGGAUCCACUCUCUACACAAAAGCGAAUUUAAUUCUUUGUAGAAGAGAUUAUUUGAGGUUGUUCGGAACUAAAGGCUUCUGCACCGUGUGCUGCAAGACAAUUCCCGCCUUCGAGAUGGUGAUGCGCGCCGGGGAAAACGUCUAUCACUUGGAGUGCUUCUCCUGUCAAAGAUGCCAUCAGAGAUUCUGCGUAGGGGACAAAUUUUACUUAAUUAACAACAGAAUUCUGUGUGUUGAUGAUUACGAAGAGAUGAUGUCUUACGGGAAACCAGAUACCAAGAGAUUCAUUGUCUAAAGAGGCGUUUCUCUAUAGGAAGAAAAAUUCCUUGACACGCGUCCCAGACGAGCCCAUUUUUUUAGCCUCAUAUUUCGAAUUUUCGUGCGUGUUCCUUCGCUCCUUGUUUGGCAACCAUCUAUUUUUUAGGUGUUUCCUGUUUUUAUUUGUAUUUUAGGUUAAUACCGCUACUGUCUAUGCUAGUUUUAUACCCCUGUCGUAUCUGCCCGUGGAUCUUUUCCGUUUCUUCUCUACUGGUUUUCAGUUGGGUUUCCCGCUUAACAUUUUGAUGGUUUUUCGUGUAAUACAAAAGUCAACGCUUUCUUUGACUGUUCUUAGUUUCAUUACACUGGAUUUUACAUCCUUGCUUUUCACCUAGUGACAUUGCUUGCUCUUAAUAAUGUAAAUAAAACCACUUUAAAAGUGACAAUUUGAAGAGAACGCUAAUUUCCUUCCAUCUCUGCUACCUGUCAAAUAAGGGAAAUUUUCUGCACGCUAAAGUAAUGGACACAUUGUAUGUCAAGAGCAUUGUAACAGAACACUGAUGCAGAACACUGUAAUGGCUUCCAAAUGUAAAGAAUUGUGGAUUGAAAUCCCGAAACGUCGUUAUUGCUGCGAUAUAUGAAUGGAACAUUUGACACUCGCAAGACGCGAAAUCGAGAUUGUGAAGAAUUAAUAAAAAAUAUUUCAAGUAUUUAGUAAA
This is a messenger RNA of Orbicella faveolata, 3679 nucleotides long. Its product is annotated as LIM domain only protein 3-like. Gene Ontology annotation, biological process: positive regulation of transcription by RNA polymerase II. Lineage: Eukaryota; Metazoa; Cnidaria; Anthozoa; Scleractinia; Merulinidae. Gene Ontology annotation, molecular function: transcription coactivator activity; DNA-binding transcription factor binding. The record is from RefSeq and is a predicted model, not a curated record. Gene Ontology annotation, cellular component: nucleus.